Molecule: messenger RNA, 4799 nt
Organism: Perca fluviatilis (European perch)
Lineage: Eukaryota; Metazoa; Chordata; Actinopteri; Perciformes; Percidae
Product: limbin-like
Exons: 23
Coding region: 310-4485 (1391 amino acids)
Biological process (GO): smoothened signaling pathway
Cellular component (GO): plasma membrane protein complex; ciliary membrane
Source: RefSeq, a predicted model, not a curated record
UUGUUCAUUCCGCUUCUUUGAGGAGUUGCCCGUUCUUCCCAAGUUUGGAAAUAGUUUUGUUGUGCAGCAACGAACGGUGAUUACGGACUGUUUUCGUUCGUGUUAACUCUUUGAAAUGGCAUCCAUAGUUUCUCCUGAAAUAUUUGCAUACAAGUAAGAUGUUCACGUUCGCCAGAAACGCUGCUACAAUUAGCUAAUGUUUGUCAAGAAAAAGCGGUGGAAAUGUUUUCAUCGCGGAUUUUAACAAUGGCAAUAUCCAGCCAGUUAGCGAGCGGCUCUCCUUGGUGAGAGUGGCACACAAACUUACGAAUGCUUCAGGUAAACCCUACCGCGAAGAGGGUCACGAUAUGGUCAUUAAUCUUGAAUAUCCAAGUGUCGUGUUUGUGUCUACCUCCUUCAUACUCCCAUUGGUGUCACGGUGUAACCCGGCGUGAGACUCGGCGUUUAUUGGAGUACAGUGCUGCACAUCAGUCUUGUUAUAACGGGACAGCUCAGGAUGCAUCAUGCUACACAACACUACAACCACCUCCUUUCUCGGAGAAACAGGAGAGCCUCUCAAGUAUCCAUGUAAUGCAACAUGACACUGGUGGGAAAUCAGCAAAGCAGACAUUGCUUAGGAUGGAGGGUUUCUUCUUCUUUUUUAAUUCUAUACAUCAACAAUACAGUACAAUGGAAAUCAAUGGACGCAUGGUGUUGUUUGCAGAGGCCCCCCUUUCUUCUUCAGCUCCUGCUGGUCCAUGGGGACACUCUUUUUAUACGCCACUUACCUACAUGUCAAACAUUUUGCACCUCCGGAACCGCAGAAGCACGCUCACCAGAUACAACCCGGGCCUCGCGAUACCUCAGGUUCAGAGUGCGGCACCCUCAUCUGCAUUUGGGGUCACAUUUUGCAAGUGUGCACAGGUGAAGCUGGACACUGACCCUCCUCAGCUGACUUUCUUCCUGCGGAUUCACAACAAGGGCCCAGUGGGUGGCACCAACCUGUCUCAGGUGGCAAUCCGGGACUCCAUCUCUGGAAUAGUACCCCUAAAAUCUGAAGGCAGGGUUGUGGAAAGAGGCUACCAGACGUUUGCCAUUGAUUCACUGUCUGCUGGAUCCCAAGUAGUUGUCAACUAUACCGCUCACAUAAAGAGUCAUAAGAGUGAGGUCCUGGACCUUCCGGCUUUUCUUACCUUCUCUAACGCCUCACAGAAUGAUGUCAGUAUGUUUGGUCCAUUGACGGCUAAUCUAACCUUGACGGUGAAUUCCACCGACAGGAUCUAUCCUAACCAUGGGGUCCAUUUUGCUGGAUUUGUCGCUGGGUUCUUUGUCACAUUGGUGCUGCUGUCCCUGGGGUUUCUAGCCGUGAACCUGAUAGGCCUCCGAACCAGGCUGAAUCUUCUUCAGCAAAGGAGAAACAGAAGGGAUUCGGACCCAGAGUAUGCAGACUGCAACAUGAGUGAGACCGUAAAAGAUGAGGCUGCAUUUGAAGACAAGAUGGUGGACACCAUGGUGUUGGAGGAUCCCCAGAAUAUGUACCAGGCUUUGGAGAACCUUGAAAUGUCCACACUGCUGCAUGCCACCAACAACCUGGAGGCAACCCGAAUUCAGAUCUACAAGGAUGUGAUGUCCUCCCUGCUGGGCGGCCUGCGUUCCCGGGGCCAGUGCAGCGCCCAGGCCCAGCAGAGACUCCUCAGUGUGCUCCACGGACAGAUGCUGGGCAUGGAGGGUCGGCUGAAGGAGGAGCGAGGGGCCCGCAUGGCUGCUCUGGCUGGUCAGUGUAACCUGGAGACUCGGGAAGAAAUGGAAGCAGAGCACCGCAGAGAAGCUGCUGAGAAGGCCCAGGCCGAGCUGCUGUGUCAACACGCAGACCAACAGGAGCUCCUCCACUGCAGCGUCCUCCUGGAGAAGCUGCACAAGCUGAGCCAGAGUCAGCUCCAGCGCAUUCUGUUGGUCCGACACGAAGAAGCCUCAGGCAAGGUCCAGAGGCAGAUCAUCGAGUGGCGCCGGGUGGAGUUGCACAAGAUCUUCUCUGAAGAACUGGAGGAGGCCACCAGGAUGGGCGAGUUGGAGAGGAGUACAGCCAAGAGUCUUCAGCACGAUUACUUUGCCUGUCAAGAUCAGCUAGAGGAGGUGCUGGAUGUCGUCCUUGCCAACCAGCGCUAUGUGCUCGCUGAGCGCCAUGCACAGAGGAAAUUCUUGGUGCACAGCCUUCACAGCCUCAACAGCCUGAUUUCAGACAGCUUCUCCAGCACCUCCGGCAAUCUGGACAGCUGGUUCACUCACAUCAGGAGAGGGAGCAUUGUGCCUGCAGAGCAGAUCGACCAGCUACAGGACAAGGCUCAGAAAGAGUUGGUGAUGGUGAGGCAAAGACUGGAUGAGGCACUGAGCCAAGAGAGGAGAGCCAUGCGCUGUGGACUGAUUAAGAAGAGGCGGGAGCUCAUCUCUGACAUGCUGCGGGUCCACAAACAGAGACAGAAGGAUCUGUCGGCUCUGUCCAAGGGUCUGGAGGAAACGAUAGAUGUAGCUCAGCACCUGCACUGUUGGCAGAACUUACUGACAACUCAAAGUUUGGAGCUAGCAGAGCUCAUCAACAACCUGGAUGAGGAGGCUGCUGCCGACAUUCGCAAGGUGACCAUGCGUAUGAUCCAGGGUGCCUUAAUAGAAGUCAAAGCCAUCCAGCCUUCUGCAACCCAGGCCUUGCUAACCCUUCUGCCUCCAGGGGCACAACGCUCCGUGCUGCAGGUGGAACCUGAGGCAGGACCAGGACAUGCCCAGGGACAAGGAGUGAGCGCUCUCUUGCAGGGCCAGGAAAGGUUGCACCAGGAAGGCAAGGCAGCCUUACGCACCCUCAGCUGCACCAGGGAGGCUCUGCGGGAUGCCAUUGAGAGAGAGCUGCAGGAGCAGAGAGAGCUCAGGGCGCAAUGCAGAGCUUUCUUCAGGUGUUUGUGUUCGUCCCAGUUGACCCUGUCUGAAGAUGACCGGCUCAGGAUGAAACUGGAGUUUCAGAAGUGCCUGUCUGUGAUGGACCGCUGCCUGGUGCUGCCCCACGCCAUCUCCAGAACCAAACUCCACACCGCUCUUGCAGCUUGGAGAAAGGAGCGCGAGCAACAGAUGACAAAUAAGCAAUCCAAGGGGAUAACCAGCGAGUCAAGACAGAAAACGGACACGUCGGAACUGCUGCUUUUCCAGAAAAAGCUGGAGGACAGCAUCCAACUGUUUGAGAAGGAGAAGGAGACGGAGAGCGGCGUCAUGAACAAGGUGAUGGAGGAGAUGCGUAGGGAGAGAGAGGACGGUCUGCGCUCUCAGGGCGACAGCCUGGCGAUGCAGAUGGCUACCAUCCACUACCAGAAGGCUGAGAGGAGGACCAAAGUCUUGCAGACCUGCGGAGCAAUGCUCACUCUGCACAGCCUGCUCAUUCUGCAGCUCAGAGAGAGAAAGAGCCUGGAGAGACAAGACGUGGCCCAGAGUAUACAGAACCACUGCUUGGGCCUAGAGGAAGCAGAACAAGAGCUUCAGAAGGAGAGGGCUAAGCUGGAUGGCCUGCAAAUGUCUCGGUCCAGAGUCGGGUCCAAUCCAACACGGAGAGAUGACCCUGAUGAGGGCGAGGGGGAGAGUGAGGAGGAGAGACUGUUUCAGCUGCAGCAGGAUUGCAGGAUGACGUCCAUCCUCCAGGAGGCACUCUACAAGAGGGAUCAGGUCAUCACACUGUUGGCUGAGAGGUGGCAGAAAAUGACUGGCAACAAUCAAGCCAUGGAAGAUUUAAAAGAGCAAAUGGAGCUCAGGAGACUUUAUGCAAACUGUGACCAGGAUUUGGAGUUUGCAUCUCGGCUGGUGAAGCAGAGUCAGGUAUCUGCUGAGGUUCUCCUGGAGGCCCUGCGUCUCCUCCUCCCCACCCUGCCUGAAAGCGAACUCAUUUCCAUCACUGACGCCCUCUGCCCCAAACAGCACCCUGUUUCAUCACCGGCAGAGCAGGAACACUCGGGGUGUGCCGGCGGGGUGAACAGACCUCUUUCUGUCAAACUGAGAGAAGACCUGGUGCAUAAAAAUAUGCCAAGCUGCACUUUGGAAAGAGAGAGACUCCAGGAAAAGAGGCAAUGUUUGAUGGAAAAACUGCUCCCCAGAAGCCGUCUCCUGGUUUCCAGAGAUGUUGCACUGCUGCUGGUUAAAGAGAAAGGAAAGGAGGACAGUUUUACUAAAGCCCAACAGCCUAUUCAUGACUCAACCCUGACAGAAAACACAGUUACAGAGCGGCAAAAUGACACUGCAAAGGGAAGGUUUGUGGACACAGUGAAUGAAACAUUACAAAGCACGGCAGAGGAAUACAUGAUGCCAGCCUCUGCCAGCAGCGUACUGGGCGUCCCUGCUACCGGAGAGAGAUUAUUUGUGUUCCGGGAUCCACCUGAUUCAAGUGGCAGCGUGGGUGCUCCGAAAAGAAAAAAGAAAAAGAACUUUCUCAAUCUGAAGAAAGGCUCAGUGGCUCCAUCAAACCUUUCUCGAGACUGACUGACAUUGUCUUUUGCGAGGUUUUAUGAUGAUGGUACUUUAUUAUGAUAUAUAAUAUUAGAAUCCAAAAUAAACCAAUAGGUUUGCUGUGUGUAGCAAAACAUUUUCAGUGGCGUAUGUUGCAUGGUGGGUACAUUAAGGAGGUUGACAAACAGUUCCAUCAUUUCCAAUGGUGUUGGCUUGAAUCUUUUAAGUGCUGGGAAAUAUCCACUCAAGUACAUACUCGCUUUCACUUUAGAAAUGUGUUAUUGGGGAAGAGAACAGAUUAAAAACCCCACUCUUGCAGUAUUGGUGUGUACUGCAUUAAAUAUCAA